AUGGUGGAUGUGCCGAGGCAUUACCGAAAGUACUACGUCUCGUACAAGAAGAUUAAAAGAACCAUACUCAGGAUGGGGCGCAAAUAUAAAAAGAAGGAAAUCAAAAAGAUAAACAAAUUUUCGGAAAAAAAGUACGACGAAAUUAUUGACAACCUGAUGACCACCUACGAGCAACUAAAGUCGGUCGACAGCUACCCCACCAAAAACGAAAAAGAAGAAAUGGAAAAAAAAAUAGACUUAAUAGGUUGUGACAUUGUCCAUUUUGAUUUUUACAUUCAAAAAAAUUGCAAAAUAUUAAUGAAAUUGGGUUUUUUUUUCGAUCAUGUAAUGAGCAUCUCCAUUAACCAGUGGCUCCUUCUCGGCUUAAUAAAGGAAAAGUUUUGCAACAUUAAUGUGGACGAGUUGGUGGUCUACCUGUCCCUUCUGUAUGCCCUGCACCGUUCUCGCUGCACCGUAAACGCAUACAACGGCACUACCCCCCCAGAUGGUAGCAGGACCUGGGUCCCACCUGACACCUUCGAACGGACAUCCACGAAAUUUUUAAUGAAGUAUGAGGACAUCGUAUACACUAAAGUCAGAAUUGUAAAGCACUUGCCCUACUUAAUAUUCGGACUAAGCAAUCAGGACCUGGAGGAACACUUCCAAAAGUUCGUACAAAUGAAGAAGCGGAAAUUCUUUGAUGAGAUGGAUGGAGAGUUAGAAGUUACAGAGGGGAAAAACAAAUCGCUGAAUGAAUCUCAACAAAUAACUUCCGUCUAUUUGGAUAAUAAAGAAGCCACGUGUUAUAGUAACAGAAUUUUGAGGUAUGAGAAUGCGCAGCUUAUUCGGUUCAGGUGGUACAAUGAUAAUGAUGGGGACCCGGAGAAGGUCAUUUUUAUUGAGAGGAAGAUUCACCACGAGGAGUGGACUGGAGAGACCUCCACCAAGGAGAGGUUCGAGUUGGAGCAGAAGCACGUGUUCAGGUUUAUGACUGGCCAAAUGGAUGUGCAGAAGUUUUUCCAAAAGAGGAGAAGGGGAGCAGCAGUGGGGAAGCAGCCCACCUUGGUGAAAGAUCCCACCCUGGUGAAAGCCCCCUCCGUGGGGAACUUGCAGAAGAAAGCGAAGAAGAACGAGGCGCUCGCAACGGAGAUCCAAGACAUGAUAAUGAAAAACGGCUUGGAACCAAUCAUCAGAACAUCCUACCUCAGAUCGGCGUUCCAACUCAGUAAUGAUAACUCCGUGAGGAUUUCCAUCGACACAAAUGUAUCAAUGUUGAACGAAUACGUAAGUAAAAGAGAGCACUGGUGUAGGCUAGCAGAGGAGGCCUUGCGAACAAAUGAAAUAAGGAGAUUAAAUUAUGCAAUCAUUGAAGUUAAACUAAAAGUGGAGAAAAUCCCCCAGUGGGUACAAGCCAUAUUAAACAGCAACCAUUUUAUUAACGCAUAUAAAUAUUCAAAAUAUCAAACAGCCAUGGCUUUGCUACACCCGGAGAAAAUAAAAUACAUUCCUGUGUGGAUCCAUGCUAAUGUCCAUGAAAAAUUCAAGCCUGACAAUAAUUAUGCCGAGUCGGUUUUGACUCGGUGUAGUAGUUGUGGAAAGGCAGAUGACACUAACGUCGAUUCUAUGCAGGCAUCAGUUGGGGUGACCAUCGAAAAAGUUGGCAGUAUUACCCCUGCAGCAAGUAACCGCCACGAAGUAAUCCCCCUACAGGGAAAUGGUAGUCUCCCGUGGAAUGGAAGAAAAAUAAUUGAUGUGAAUGGUUUUUUACACAAAACGACCAACCCAUCCUCUCAUCAGCCUUUAGAAAAAUGGAACAUGUUAGACAAAACUUCGCUCUGGCUGAGUCACAAAUAUAACAGAAAUAAAAAUGUACAGGAAAAAAUCAACCUGCUGAAAAUCGAUCCCAAAAUAAAUUUCGCCGCGGAGAGAACCUUUCUGCAUUACUCCCUGGUCUCCGUGUAUAUCACCUUGUUGGCGCUUUUUUUAGAAAAAUAUAAAAAUGAAAAUGAGCAAUUGGAUCUUGUCAUUAUUUUGCUCCUCGCAACUUCCUUCUCCUCUUUGAUAUCCUCCUACUUCCUCUUUUUGAAGCGCAUCGAGAUUAUUGAGCGGCGAAAGACGAAGGAACCGCUGCUUGGCCGCCGCCGCUUCGACAGCUUUUACAGCCCCCUCAUUUUUUUACUCCUCCUCUUUUUCUCCAUCAUUUUGUCAAUAUAUUUCAACUUCAACGUGAAGGCGAUAAAG
Plasmodium cynomolgi strain B is the source of this 2220-nucleotide messenger RNA. RefSeq lists its product as hypothetical. The transcript has 3 exons. Lineage: Eukaryota; Apicomplexa; Aconoidasida; Haemosporida; Plasmodiidae. The annotation marks the transcript as partial. The record is from RefSeq and is a predicted model, not a curated record.